This is a messenger RNA of Dentiscutata heterogama, 243 nucleotides long. Lineage: Eukaryota; Fungi; Glomeromycota; Glomeromycetes; Diversisporales; Gigasporaceae. The record is from the annotation of a GenBank genome assembly.
AAACUAAUGGUUGUGGCAAAUUAUUAAGUAUUUCUACUCGAACAAGGCAUAGAAAGCGAGAAAAAAAUCUUCAAAAUUCUUUUCCAGUUUCAAAUAAUACAUCUAAUAAUAGUUUAAAUAAUCAAAUAAAUAUUGUUAGUAUGGGGGAUGUUGAGGAAAUUAUUGAACAAAAUUUAGAAAAUGAGGAAUUGGAAGAAGAUAAAUCAGAGGAGGAUAAAAUGGAGGAGGAUGAAUUAGAAGAGA